AUGGAGUAUGACGCGAUUCGUGGUCUGGAUCGUCUUUGGGAGGUUCUACUGUUUGUGAGUCCUGGUCAGCAUGCUCAAAAAGCUGCGGAGGUGGGACAAGAUGCAAAGAGUGCAAUUCCUUUGCGGCCGCGCAUUGUGUUCCUGGCCAACAAACAUGCAGUGAUAGUCCAGACGGCAUUAGAUGCACUCAGUGUGAAGAUCCGUACUAUGCUGGGAAUGAGUACCAGAAAUGCUCAGGCAACUUGCCAUUCUAGAAAUUUAGAGUGCUAUUGUUCGGAUAUAGGAAAGUGUGAACUUUUCAAUUACUCAAUCUCGCUGAAUAAGCUCGUUGAAGCAGAUAAGCAUACCGGGAACCACAACAGGAACUACUUCUUCACAAUUACGGUCACUAACAAUGCCUUGCUGACAACGACAGAGCACAUCGAUGUACUUGUUGACGAAUCCCCACCAGAAGAAGGAGUAAUUUAUGAAGGUCCUGUGGACUACAAAGAUAUAGACUACACAAGUGAGGAUUCCUUUGUUGUACACUGGCAUGGCUUUAUCGACCAUGAAAGUGGAAUCAAACUCUACAGGUUAGGGCUUGCCACCAGAUGCUUGACUAAAGAGGAACUCUACAACUUUACAGGUGUCACUGAAAUAAUGGAGAUUGAUUACCAAAGUCACAUCUGCGUUAUCAACGCAUAUUGGAAAGAUUUUUACGACCCAGAGAGUGGCUUAGCAUUCUUCAGAGUUGGUCUUGGAACCGAUCCAUAUCAGACCGAUGAACGACCACUGAAAGAUGUUGAAAUGAUGACAGAUUUGGACUUUAUUGACUGGACGGACAAAAUCAUGGCCUGUUGGGACGGGGUGUUUGCUGAACCGCAGAGCUUCAUUGAUCAUUUCAGCGUCAGCCUUGGGACAUCACCUCACAACAGUCACAUGCUCUUUCAGGUGUCUAUUGGAGCCGGUACAACUGAAGGGGGUUUUCAGAUCAAAUCCUUGUUUGAGGUACACAAUCGCAAUAACUUCGCAGUAAUUACCGCGCCAUUUGUGCAUGGGACACCAAUAUAUAUAACUGUAAUAGCCGAGAACCACGCUAGCCUCACGUCGGUUUUCCAUUCUGGUAAAGCGCUAAUAAUAGAUCACACUCCUCCAAUCGUAAGCGAUAUUGAUGUUGCCGUUUCCGUUAUAACAGGUAAUUCUACAAAAAUGCUUACAACAUGGAAAGUGCUAGAUGACGAAUCUGAUGUUCAAUUGUGCAGUUGUUUAAUUGGAUCUACACCUCUGUCAGCUGAUAUACAGGAGGAAAGGGAUUCGGAUACAUCGCAGUAUUGUCAGUCAGACAUACUGAACCUUUCUAAUGGCGACAGAGUCUUUGUUACGGUCAAAUGUGUGAACAAGGUCGAAAUCACCACGACCUUAGUUUCGAGACCAGUGAUCAUCUAUCUUGAACCACCCAACAACUCGCAAGCCUUCGUUCGGUUUGUGCCAAUUAGUAAGGACUCUUUUUCAAUGACUGCUCCAUUGUCCGCCCAGUCUUCUGCGCAGUCUAAUGCAAGCAUAUUGCAGAUGGAAUGGAACAACUUCAAAGAUCCUUCAGAGAUAACAUCAUACAGGUAUCGUAUCCAAAGCAAUGGUGAUAUUGUUGUGGACUGGACUGAUGCUGGCCUAAAGGACAUGUGCUCCAAUGAGCAUCUUAAGUUGACAUCAGGCGAGACAUACACGGCAGAAAUUCAGGCAGUAAAUGGCGGAGGAUUCGCCAGUUCUGUUGUCAAGUCUUCGCUGAUUGUAGCUUCAGAACCACCGGCGCUCACAGGAUCCCAUCUAUCUGCUGUUUUCUCAAAUGGCAAAUUAACUCUCGAUUGGGAAAAUGUCUUCGACACAGUCACAGGAGUACCAACUCACUACAGCCUCGUUGUUGGGUCACGUGACGGAUUUUCUGAUAUCGCUGACGUAACCUACACACGUGACCACGUGUAUGACGUCAUCGUUCCAUCAUCAACGCUUGUUUCUUCCAAUCUGACCGAGCUGUACAUAAAAGUGAGUUGUACAUACACCACGGGGAUGUUUACAACAUACAGUACAUCGCACAAACUGUGAAGUUAACAUGUUUGUUUGAAAUCGGCGAUAAGUGUUGUAAUCUUUCCAACUCUUUUUUUUGUUUCCAUUACCUUACAUGCAUUUAAUGUCUCGCAAAAAUCGUAAGGCUUAAAACCGUACAUAGAAACAUCAUAAAAUAUUACGUAAAUCAUUCUUCGUCAGAGAAACCCGCAAAUACAAAUGUUUGCUUUAUACUUUCAAUACUUUGUACAUGUGUAUACCCACGUUUUUAGUAUGUAUUUUUCCAUAACAAAUAAUCGGAUUUUAAUAUUUGUCAUUCAAUCAAUAUAUUAUUUUAGUGUAUGUAUUGUGCUAUUUUACUAAUGGUCAAUAGCAAACAGUUGCAAGUAUCAUUUAAAGAUCAGUGUGUUUCAGAUAAAUUAAUAACCAGAAAUAAUAUAUAUUUAUAGGUAUUCGAAUACUUCAGUUGUAUUUUUCGCUUGGAUAUAUUCGCUACUCUAUAAUUCUGCUUGAUUGUGUAUAAAGAUAGCUUUUAAGUUUGCAAACGUUACUAGAACCUGCAUGAAUGGGACCGGUUAAUAGAUUUACGAAUUCACAAACUUUAAAUAAAAAAGAACAAUUUUAACAAGGCAGCGAAAUAGACUACAUACAAAUAAAAAAUUGCUUAUAGUAUAAUUCUGUGCAUGAAGCUUAGUUUUUGUUGUUCGAUUUUAAAAUUGUGGACAUUGUUCAAUUCCAUUACAAAAAGUAACAUCCGGUGAAAACGAACAUCAGUUAUGACGACUUUAUGGUCAACAGAUAAAAUGUAACCAAAUUAUUAUUAUUUAACCUACAUCAAUUCAUAGUUAUUUUUAUCUUUUCAGUUUUUAAAUAUCAAUAAACUGAUGCCUAAUUUU
Molecule: messenger RNA, 2936 nt
Organism: Dreissena polymorpha
Lineage: Eukaryota; Metazoa; Mollusca; Bivalvia; Myida; Dreissenidae
Exons: 11
Coding region: 1-2079 (692 amino acids)
Molecular function (GO): protein binding
Source: RefSeq, a predicted model, not a curated record